GAAGGAUGCACUUUACCAGCUCCAUUGGAUCAGGAGAGACCAAGACUCAGACAGGUGCCCCAUGGAGAUUGCAGGUGCUGGGAGUAGCACCACCUAAAGAGCCCAGGGAUUCCAAAGAUGCUCAGACUUCAACUACAGGAAUCACGGAAAGAUACAUAAUCAAUAUGGAGAGAGAAACUCUACAAACUUCUAGAGGAUAAUGGAACCAGGAGCACCCGGAAGUGUGGAUUUAGGGCUUUAACAUGGACAAGGCUCCUAGGCCAGAUCUCCUGAACUAGCAAAUGGUACAACUACCAGAAGCCACUGGAUCCUUUUCUACAUUACAGCUCCCAUUGGUGCCAACAUCAGGACAGCUGAACAAUUAAAACAGCUGCUGUCCAGCUUCUCCCCGUGAAUCCUAGAUACUGACGUGAAAAAGGGCCCCAGGAGAGACAGGGAAGCUCUAGUGGAUGUGAACAUUUGUACUGAUGAAUUGAAGAGGUGGAGGCUCCCUGCUAGCCUGGCCGUGAGAAGGUGGAGAGGCCAGAUUCACAGAUCUGAACUGGAUCAGCCUGAAGAAGUGGGGGGGAGAAACGAAACAAACACAACAAAACCGUACCAGACCUUCAGCUGUAACUAGCAGCAUCACCACAGCAACCAGAAAAGACAAUUAAAAGACAACUGGGGCUAAAGCGGAGCAUAUGAAGGUGCAGCUCCUUACCUUUGGAUAGAAGAGAGCAAAAUAAUUAUGCAGAAGAGAAAAGAAUAUUUGACUGAUCCAGCCACACUAUGGAAUAGGGAAGUGUCCUUUCAUUAACAGGAAUGUGCCACUGUUUAUUCACAGGAAAGGGGAGUGCCAUGAGAUCUACUGAGGAGACUAUCUGUCUGUGGUUGCAUUUCUACAUUUGUUUGCACCCCUGCUGGGACUGAACUAGUUGGUAUAGGCCUAUUGGCCCAUCAGGUAUUGGAUAGUGAUUUUUUUCCCACAGGGUGCACCUGGCACGAGAAUUGAAAGAGAUUGCAGCUCUUGCUCAGAGAGAGAGAGAGAGAAUCUCCAGUUCUCCUCUUCUGUUACUGUCUGCUAUACCAUGGGAUGUAGGCAAAGCUCUGAGGAGAAAGAGGCAGCGCGGCGGUCCCGGAGGAUUGACCGCCACCUGCGCUCUGAGAGUCAGCGACAACGACGUGAGAUCAAGCUCCUACUCCUGGGUACAAGCAACUCUGGCAAGAGUACUAUUGUCAAGCAAAUGAAAAUCAUUCACAGUGGUGGCUUUAACUUGGAGGCUUGCAAGGAAUACAAACCUCUGAUUAUCUAUAAUGCCAUUGACUCCCUCACACGCAUCAUUCGUGCUCUAGCCACCCUUAAGAUAGAGUUCCACAAUCCUGACAGGGCCUAUGAUGCCGUGCAGCUUUUUGCCCUGACUGGCCCAGCUGAAAGCAAAGGAGAGAUUACGCCUGAGCUUCUGGGAGUCAUGAAGCGGCUCUGGGCAGACCCCGGUGUGCAGGAGUGCUUCUGCCGAUCUAAUGAAUACCACCUAGAGGAUAAUGCUGCAUACUAUUUGAAUGACCUAGAAAGGAUUGCGGCACUGGACUACAUCCCUACAGUUGAAGAUAUUCUGCGUUCUCGGGACAUGACCACAGGGAUUGUGGAAAAUAAAUUUACCUUCAAAGAGCUAACUUUCAAAAUGGUGGAUGUGGGUGGACAGAGGUCUGAGCGCAAAAAAUGGAUCCAUUGCUUUGAAGGGGUUACAGCAAUAAUUUUUUGCGUGGAGCUGAGUGGAUAUGACUUGAAGCUGUAUGAGGAUAACCAGACAAGUCGAAUGGCAGAGAGUCUGCGUCUCUUUGACUCCAUUUGCAACAACAACUGGUUUAUCAACACUUCCCUCAUCCUCUUUCUGAAUAAGAAAGAUCUUCUGGCAGAAAAAAUCCGGCGCAUCCCGCUAACCGUCUGCUUUCCUGAGUACAAGGGCCAAAACACUUACGAGGAGGCAGCAGUCUACAUCCAACGCCAAUUUGAGGACUUGAAUCGCAACAAGGAGACCAAGGAGAUUUACUCGCACUUCACCUGUGCCACUGAUACCAGUAAUAUCCAAUUUGUCUUUGAUGCGGUGACAGAUGUCAUCAUUCAGAACAAUCUCAAAUAUAUUGGCCUCUGCUAAAAAUCCUUGGGCCUCAAUCUGUUUUCCUGAGGUGACGCAAAAGGGGCUUACCACCUCCAUUUGUGGUGGAAACAAUGGGGCAGUACUUCGAAGCCCAAGGAGAGGAAGGGGAAAGCUGAAUUAUGUUCACAGCCCCCCCCCAUCCCUCUUAUCCUCGCCACAAACAUUUUUUUCAAAAAUACAUGUUUUGUAGGGUGCAAAGGCUCCAAAAAAACAUUGAGGUGUAACUGUGUGGAAAUGUUAUCACCACAAUCACCACUGGCUCAUUCUGUUUGUUUCAUUUCAUUUUCCUCAGAUGGCAGAGCUACCAUAUUCUAUGUAAGAAAUAAUAUUUCAUCCAACUGUCCUAAAAACCCAUUUUACUGCGAGGAAGAUGCAGAGCUGUUGAAUGGGAGAUGGGCCUGCCUUGCAGGGUUUCUUUCUAGGAGAAAAGGCAACAGAACAGGAAAAUUUCAGUAAAGCCUUCCUUACAGCUGUACAGAAGGAACACGUAUCCACCAUACUGGCACACACACACACACACAGUAUAUACACACACAUCAUGUAUAGAAAUGCACACAACUCGCAGCAUAUACUGUUUACACACUUCUGCUCUGCUUCAUUAUGUGUCAUGGACACCCUUCCUGUUAAAGGAAUUGUUGGUACAGAACUGUUCUAUGAUUUCUAGCCUGACCUUUAGCCCUUUCUUCAAAGCUUCAAAAUAUGCAGCAAAAGUACAUGAAUGAAAUAACUAAUUAAAACUAGGCCAAAUCAAGGUCAGUGUUUCUUCUACUGCUGAGGAAUUUUAUACAUCGAGAGUCGUCUUUACAUCUUUUUUUGCCAAAUCUUGUGGUGUUUCACAAAAACAAACAAACAAAAAACCCUGAAAGUCGAAAAAAGCGGUGUUCUUUUUAACACAGAUACAUACAAAAAAAAUUUAAAAAUCACAAGGUAAUUUUUUAAACUAUUGUUUUAGUGUCUGGAUUGCUGAGUGUGAAAGUUGCCAAUGGAUAAUUCUGCUCCAUUGCUCCAAAGAAAUUCUGGGAAAUAUGGUGAUAUUGUAACAGCCUUCCCAGGGAGCUGGAGCCAAUGAGACUGUGUAUUAUAUAGCCUCUAAAGUCUUUUUUGUUGUUUUUUAUUUAAAAAAUGUGAUGUAUUAUUAGAGGGUUAACAGAUGAGCGAUAUGAACAACAACUAAAUGUCUUGAUAUUUGAAUUUAAUAAUUUAAAUUAUUUGCAGUUUAGUGAAAUUAAAGAAACAGAAGAGAUGCAUUCCUCAGUUCCAGGUUUCAUCUCGUACAGAAAUACUACUGGAUAUAGUACUGUUUCAGUGAAAUUAUGGCAUAUUUGAAUCUCAGACGAGCUCUGUGGGACUAUACUGGAAAAUCUCACAUGGAUCAAAUCGGCCUAAAUCUCUGGUCAUUUGAUUCUUUCCCUCCCCCCUACAUAGAAAAGACUUCUUACAGACUUCAGUGUAAAGUCAAUGUGUAUAUAUACAUUCAAGAAUUGUAAAGCACAUUCACACACACUAUGGAAAAUCUCCUCCCUUCCUUUGUUCCCCACAUGUACCAAGAUUAGUGUGAGAAUUCUCAGCCAAGGGCUCUAAGAAAUUUAAAAGAAAAAAAAGUUAAUUAUACCAUCAAAGUUAAAGGUUGUCCACAUUAAGAAAAUAAAUACUCUGAAUGAUA
Messenger RNA from Mauremys reevesii (Reeves's turtle), 3801 nucleotides. RefSeq names its product G protein subunit alpha z (gene GNAZ). Gene Ontology annotation, biological process: adenylate cyclase-modulating G protein-coupled receptor signaling pathway. Gene Ontology annotation, cellular component: heterotrimeric G-protein complex. The coding region runs from base 1068 to 2135 and encodes 355 amino acids. Lineage: Eukaryota; Metazoa; Chordata; Testudines; Geoemydidae. Gene Ontology annotation, molecular function: GTP binding; G-protein beta/gamma-subunit complex binding; GTPase activity. The record is from RefSeq and is a predicted model, not a curated record. The transcript is spliced from 5 exons.